Messenger RNA from Bombus huntii, 1803 nucleotides. RefSeq names its product BLOC-1-related complex subunit 6 (gene BORCS6). The transcript is spliced from 3 exons. The record is from RefSeq and is a predicted model, not a curated record. Gene Ontology annotation, biological process: lysosome localization. Gene Ontology annotation, cellular component: BORC complex. The coding region runs from base 139 to 1017 and encodes 292 amino acids. NCBI's taxonomy places the organism in Eukaryota, Metazoa, Arthropoda, Insecta, Hymenoptera, Apidae.
UAUCGUUUUAGUAGAAACGUCCCUUAAGGAUCGAUAAUUGUGACAGUAUUAUUCCAUUAUAUCAAUUGUGACGUACGUCAAAUAAAAGGGACGUUUGUUUUAUUAUAAAGGACUGGAAAAAUAAAUUGUUUUUUAAAUAUGGAAUCAGAGGAAGGGGAAACAUAUCCGAAACAAGGAACAACAAUACGUAGUGAAAAGAAUGCAGCUAUCGACUACGAUGAAGACAGACUACAUGAGAUGACAGCGUCAUAUUCGGAAAUAUCAUUCGAUUCACAAUCAUCUCCACCCGUUUCGGAGUUAAGAUCGCUGAUCGAUUCACCAGAUAUUGAUGGAACAAAAUUUUUAGAUGGUAGCCUAGAGAAAAUGAACGGAAUUGGUGGUAGACCAGACCAGCUAAAUUUAAGGAAUAGAGAAUCUAGUCCAAUAGAGGACGACGAUAUAGAUCCCCCAAGUUAUCACAAAGCCAUGGGAUAUUUGCAACUUGAGGGGACAGUAAUGCAAGAUGGUGAUAUGGUACUGUUUGUUGCGGAAGAUUUAGAAAACAAAAUUAAACUGUCAAGUCCUGUAACAAAAAAGGGAGAAACUCCAUCUUUUCCGGGUUCUCGCAGUUCUACUCCUUGUUUGUACAGGCAAGCCUUAACGCCUCAGGUGCCUCUUCUUGAUCAUAAUGUGUUAAAUGAAUUAGAGAUGGAAGCGAGAAAAGUGGCCACCUCUGUUGAUGCAUUAACAGAAAAUUUGGCAGCCAUUUUGCAUAGUGCAUCUGCACUCACCGUAGGCUGUUUAGAAACAUAUAGGGAUGCUGUUUGUAAAACGUGCGAUGCAGUGGAUCACAAUAUUAAAUCGAUGUAUCAGUUAAUGGCAAAAUGCGAAGAAUUAUCGAAAUCAAUGGGACCUGUAUAUAAGCUAGCAGAACAAAUGCGAGUAUUAGAGUAUCUGUUUUUACAUUUGUAUUGUGUAUUCCAGUUCUGUAAUCAUACUAACAUUUAUUUGUUUUCUCAACUUUUAGUAAAGAGAUGAAAAGGAUGUUGGAGCUAUUUGAGAGUGCAAUGAAUCUGUAAUUUAUAAAGGAAAAAGAUUUUAAGCUUUUACUCUAAUAUGUUUAUGCGAUUAGAGCUCUUGUCUUGUUAUAGAUCAUUUUGGAAGUUGUCUCAAUUUUGAAAUUGUUUAGUUUGAAAAACAUAUAUUUGCUGAAAUUCAACAUUUGUUUCCUUUACACAAAUAUUAUUACGUUGAAUAUAUCGUCACAAAUGGAAUGCAGGAGUAUUUAUUUGAUACAAAUAUAAAGCUAGACAAAUAUGUUUAUUUAAUUAUGAUUUUGAGUGACAGAGGCGUCUUUGAUAACCUCCAUUAUCUACAAUUGAUACUUUAGUAACUAUGAGAAUCAACAACAUGGUCCUGACUGUCUGCCAAAUUUCUUGUGAUUUUCAAAUUAUCUUGCAUUUCAAUUUAACCUUGAUCAAAUGCCGAGGAUUUCGAAUGACACGAUUUCAUCGACCUUUUAUGAAUAUUCAUUUCUUUGGAUAAGUGGUUUUAGAGAAAAUUACUUCUGGGAAGUGAAUGAUGUGAAUGUUUCCUAACAAUCUUUUCACUCGAUACACUUGUCGAAAAAUAAGAAAAUAAAUUCCCUUGUAUCAUAAUCGUAAAAGAUAUAUAAUUCUUAUUUUGAAGAGAAAUACUUACUUUCAACAAUAAUGUUUUUUCAUAAUCUUGCAUGUAUCAUAAAAAUAUUUAUUGCAACAGAUUUUAUUAUCCUAAUGUACAUAAUUUAAUUAAAUGUUAGCAAUGUUAAUCAACCCUUCAAAA